This is a messenger RNA of Hippocampus zosterae (dwarf seahorse), 2010 nucleotides long. It is a transcript of the gene cdk19, whose product is annotated as cyclin-dependent kinase 19. The record is from RefSeq and is a predicted model, not a curated record. The coding region runs from base 127 to 1662 and encodes 511 amino acids. Gene Ontology annotation, cellular component: cytosol; mediator complex; nucleus. Lineage: Eukaryota; Metazoa; Chordata; Actinopteri; Syngnathiformes; Syngnathidae. Gene Ontology annotation, biological process: protein phosphorylation. Gene Ontology annotation, molecular function: ATP binding; cyclin-dependent protein serine/threonine kinase activity; RNA polymerase II CTD heptapeptide repeat kinase activity. The transcript has 13 exons.
ACGUCAACGAGCCAGUGAACAUUAAGCGGAGCAGACCAAAAUCCCAAACAAGGAAAUGGUGGGGGAAUAAACCGAGCAGAUUAUUUAAUUAAUGCAUGUAAUAAUUAAUAUUUUAUUUGAUUGUAAAUGACGACGUAUUUAUGGGUUAGAAUGGAUUACGACUUCAAAACAAAGCUGGCUGCCGAGAGAGAGAGAGUUGAAGAUCUGUUCGAAUAUGAAGGUUGCAAAGUGGGUCGAGGCACCUACGGGCACGUUUAUAAAGCUAAACGCAAAGACGGGAUAGAUGAGAAGGAAUAUGCACUGAAACAAAUAGAAGGCACUGGAAUUUCAAUGUCUGCGUGCAGGGAAAUUGCGCUGUUACGAGAAUUGAAACAUCCCAACGUGAUUGCCCUGCAGAAAGUGUUCCUCUCCCACAGCGACAGAAAGGUUUCGCUCCUGUUAGACUACGCCGAGCAUGACCUCUGGCAUAUCAUCAAGUUCCACCGCGCCUCCAAGGCCAACAAAAAGCCCAUGCAGCUGCCCCGAGGGAUGGUGAAGUCGCUGCUGUACCAGAUUCUGGAUGGGAUCCAUUACCUCCACGCCAACUGGGUCCUCCACAGGGAUCUGAAACCGGCUAACAUCUUGGUCAUGGGAGAAGGACCCGAACGAGGAAGAGUUAAAAUCGCCGACAUGGGCUUCGCAAGACUCUUCAACUCUCCCCUCAAGCCGCUGGCUGACCUCGAUCCCGUGGUGGUGACCUUCUGGUACAGGGCUCCCGAGCUCCUGCUGGGGGCCCGCCACUACACCAAAGCUAUCGAUAUCUGGGCCAUCGGCUGCAUCUUCGCAGAGCUGCUAACGUCGGAGCCCAUUUUUCACUGUCGCCAGGAAGACAUCAAGACCAGCAACCCCUUUCAUCACGACCAGCUGGACAGGAUAUUCAGCGUCAUGGGUUACCCGGCAGAUAAAGACUGGGAAGACAUCCGCAAGAUGCCAGAAUAUCCGACGCUCCAGAAGGAUUUCAGAAGAACAACCUAUGCAAACAGCAGCCUGAUCAAAUACAUGGAAAAACACAAAGUCAAACCAGAUAGCAAAGUUUUCUUGUUGCUCCAGAAGCUGCUCACCAUGGACCCCACCAAAAGAAUCACAUCGGAGCAAGCGCUGCAGGAUCCCUACUUCCUGGAGGACCCCUUACCAACCACCGACGUGUUUGCCGGCUGCCAGAUCCCGUACCCAAAAAGAGAAUUUCUCAACGAAGACGAGCCGGAGGAGAAAGCGGAAAAGCGCUUGCCUUGUGCGCUCGCUCGCUCGCAGAACCAGACGCAACAGCACCAGCAGACAACGGGCCAGACUCAGGCGCAGAACCAGCAGCAAACGGCAGCCCCGCAGGCCCCAUCUCAGCAGAACUCCACCCAAACCAACGGCACCUCCGCAGCCACGGGGGCCAACGCCGGCGGGGGUUUACAGCACGGACAGGACCAGGGCCCCGCCAAUAAAAAACCCCGCAUGGGACCUUCGGGCACCUCUUCGGCCACCGGCGUGCUCCAGUCAGAGUAUCAGCACUCCACCUCCCGCCUGGGUUACCAAAGCAACGUUCAAGGCCCCAAUCAGCCGCAGGCCGCCGUGGGCUACACGUCGUCGUCCCAACAGAGCUCCCAGUAUUCCCACCAGACCCAUCGUUACUGAGACAGCGGGUCAAGUCCUUGAACCAGCAAGAGGGGUGGACCUCCUCCACAGAUGUCACCGUUGGACGCUAGCAGGAAGCGGCUCCUUGGCCCCGGGUUUCUCACCGCAUGACAUCAAUCCGGCCUUUUGACGCAUAGUCACGUGAAGGCAAACCCAGACUGAAACAAAUACUGUCUCUGAUGACACAUUUUGGUCACCUUCUAUAUGCAUCCAUCUCUAUCUCUCUCUCUAUAUCCAUAUUUAUAGAGAGAGAUCGAGAUCUAUAUGAAGGUGACACAUGUACUCCAAACGUAUGGCACUUACGAAGGCACCGUUCCUCACGAGGAAGGAUCACAACUCCUAUCUUGA